This is a messenger RNA of Penicillium verrucosum, 1251 nucleotides long. RefSeq lists its product as uncharacterized. The transcript has a single exon. Bases 1 to 1251 code for a protein of 416 amino acids. The record is from RefSeq and is a predicted model, not a curated record. Lineage: Eukaryota; Fungi; Ascomycota; Eurotiomycetes; Eurotiales; Aspergillaceae.
AUGCAUCCCACCCAGAACACCGGAGGCCCUAACCUCAAUAUAUCCAUUGCCGCACCCCCUAUAUGGACAUAUGCCGCAGGGGACACUAUAAUCGGCAGCGUGAGCCGCCACUCGCAUAUAGUGGCCCCAGAAGCCAAGCUCUCACUUACAUUGAUCGGACGCACAAGAGCCCGCCUAAUAACAGAAGGCUACCCAUCGAAAAUCUCAUCCUACGGCAACUGGAAACUUUUCGAGCUUCCAUCGCAAACCCUGUUACGUGGACCUAUACACAUACCAUCGCCCAGCACGCCAACCGACUGGAUCAACAUCCAUUUCUCAAUUGAUAUCCCCGAAGCAGUUUCACUGUCAGCAGUCCGCAACCACGCACAAGAAGAGAGUUUCAUCCCACUAGAAGCAAACUACCUCACACAGCAGCAGUUACCGGGGACAUUUUCCACCGAAUGGACCGGAGCCAAAGUCUGCAUCGAGUACUAUCUCCAGGCGCAGCUGCGGUAUAUUCGCAAUGGCUUAUGGUAUGUCCAGCGUGCGACAGCGCCUAUCACGUUAGGCUAUCCGACGGUAGACGGAAGGGGGAUCCGGUUCGCGCUGCAGCGGUGCAGUAUCGUGAGCCGGGUGCGCAGCCAGCGAUUGCUUCCGUGGAUGCGGGAUGUGGAUUUAUCCUUGAAGCAGAAGACGAAGAAGAUUCUUGGGUUAUCUUCUGUUCCUGGAUUUAGCUUUGAGGUUGUGAUGAGUGUGCCGAUUGCUAUUCAGCUUGAUGAUUCGUCGCCGAUUCCGCUUCUUAUCAGGAUUAUACCGCAGCGGGAUGGGAGUAGUAGUGCUAUUUGGGAUGUUGUGCAACGGGUCGAGGUUAUUGAGGUUAAGAUGAGUAUUCUUUCGAAAGUUGAGAUUGUUGUCAAACCGAGUGAGGAGAGCUUCUAUAAGAUUCCUAAUGAUGGACAUGUGUUUGUUCAGAAUUUGGGCCUGGAGAAAGCGUUUGAACAGCGAAAGGAUCCUAUUGUCACUUUUGCUGGGCCAAGUGAUUCACCGGUCGAUAUUGGGAGGGUGCUUCGGCUUGUUCUCAGACACGAUGGUCUGAUGAGUGAUGGGAAGCGUCUCAGUGUUUUGGCUAGCAUCCAGCCUAGUUUUGUCACUUUCAAUACCAAGCUGAGUCACUCGAUAAUAUGGCAGAUCUCUCUUAGUAUUGCCGGGGAGACACGAACUGUGUCGAUGACGACAGUGGUCACUGUGUAUAACAGUGCCUCUAGGCUGUGA